CCUGUGGAAAAAAAAAAAGAAAGUUUUUAAAGCGGGGUGAAGUUUAACGUACGACCUCUAUGCUCGGUUUUAUUUUCUUGUACGAGCGCAUCUUAGCAGGUGGAGAACUGGGGGAUCAUUUUUGAGAAGUCUAAAAAAAAAUAUCGCUGAGAAUGAAGUCUCCUAAUUUCGUUUUCUGAGGGUUGCUGGAAUUCAGAGUUUCUGCAGCAGCAGUCUUGCCAAGGAAACAAACCGCCCUUUGGAGAGAGGUUUCCGGUGGUGACAGCAGGCUGCAGCUGUACGGGGCGAGAACGACCGUCCUCUGAAAGGAGAAGGGUUUUUUUUUUCUCCCCCCAUGUCAUUGAAAGAAAGGCGUAGCUCUAAAAGCAACGGCGUUUCAGAGGAGGGAUUCGCCUCGACAGGUUUUUUUGGGGGGUGGGGGGGGAGGAAAAGUUUGUCUUCCCUCUCGUGAGCGUGUCGGGAAGGGCUCCCUCGGACCCUCGCCUGCGCCCCCUCCGAGAAGCGAGAGGAUGACGGGCCGCCGCCGCUGACUCACCCCGCCUUGUCCGGCACCCUUCCUGGGCAGCGGUACGACUUGACAUCCCAGCCCGGGACCCCCGUUGUGUGCUCCCCCGAAUAACCUGGGGCCUUGGAGGACCACAGCCGAAAAUGUGUUGCUGCGCGGGAAAGGGGCGCUGUUGAUCGGUCCCGUCUCCACCAGUUUGUUUCUUUGACACCCACCACCCCCCACCCCACAAAAGUUGCCUUCACUUAACCAACAUCAUCAGUAACCCGACAAAGAGAUCAUGGUACCACAGCCCAGCUCUUUCUGUUGAAGUUCGAGGGGGUGGGGUGGGGGCUUUCGCCUUUUCUUGAUCAUCAUUACGACCUGCAACAUACUUUUUUUUUUUUUACACGGUAAUCAUCUCAAAAUUAAAACAAAAAAAAGACCAUCCAAUGUCUGCCUGCAGCAGCUCAUCUCCUCCAUCCUUGCCAAAGUCAUACCCACACUCUCAACACCCGUCUGCUCCACCGACUCCUUCGCCGUCGCCCAGCCCACCGGCGGGGCUCUACAGCCGCCUGUCCAACGGGAGCCUCAGCGCCCCAAGUCCCACGAACUCCCGGGGCUCCUUCCACGGGGUGUCCUUCCUCCUCCAGAUCGGACUGACCAGGGAGACGGUCACGCUGGAAGCCCACGACCUCUCCAUUUCCGCGGUGAAAGACCUCGUCUGCUCUAUCGUGGACCAGAAGUUCCCAGAGUGCGGCUUCUUUGGCAUGUAUGACAAGAUCCUGCUGUUUCGUCAUGACCUGAACUCGGAAAACAUCUUGCAGCGGCUGACCUCAGCCGAUGACAUUCACGAAGGAGACCUGAUCGAGGUUGUCCUUUCUGCUUUAGCUACAGUCGAAGACUUUCAGAUCCGACCACAUGCCCUCUUUGUGCAUUCUUACAAAGCCCCUACCUUCUGUGAUUACUGUGGAGAGAUGCUCUGGGGCCUCGUCCGACAGGGCCUGAAAUGUGAAGGAUGUGGGCUGAACUACCACAAGCGCUGUGCAUUUAAAAUACCAAACAACUGCAGUGGAGUGAGGAAGAGACGACUCUCCAAUGUGUCCUUACCAGGCCCUGGGCUAUCUGUCCCCAGACCCAUCCCAAUUGAACAUGCCACAGUGCCUAUUGAGGAGCGCUCUCACCAGGAGGCCGGGAAGCGGAUCCCCUCGUGGAGCGGACGCCCCAUCUGGAUGGAGAAGAUGGUCCUGGGCCGGGUGAAGGUGCCUCACACCUUUGUCAUCCACUCGUACACACGGCCCACCAUCUGCCAGUACUGCAAGCGCCUGCUCAAGGGGCUCUUCCGCCAGGGCAUGCAGUGCAAAGACUGUAAGUUUAACUGUCACAAGCGAUGUUCCUCUAAAGUACCGAGAGACUGUCUUGGUGAAGUUGUCUUUAAUGGAGAGCCGGCCAGCCCGGGGCCCGACUCGGAAAUGACCAUGGAGGUGGACAGCAGUGACAUCAACAGCGAUGGCAGUCGGGGCCUGGAUGACCCUGAGGAGCCUUCCACUCCAGACGACAAGCUCUUCUUCAUAGAUCACUCCUACCUGGAUGGAGAGAAGGACGAUGAAUCCAUUAAAAUAAUCAGCCCUUCCACCAGCAGCAACAUUCCCCUGAUGAGGGUGGUGCAGUCCGUCAAGCACACCAAGAGGAAGAGCAGCACUAUGGUUCGGGAAGGCUGGAUGGUUCACUACACCAGCAGAGACAACCUGAGAAAGAGACAUUACUGGAGACUAGACAGCAAGUACCUUACCCUGUUUCAGAAUGACACUGGAGCUAAAUACUAUAAGGAAAUCCCUCUCUCAGAGAUCUUGCAAGUGGACCCAGCUAGGGACUUCUCGAACCUGGCACAGGGCAGCAACCCACAUUGCUUCGAGAUCAUCACGGACACCAUGGUGUACUAUGUGGGAGAGAACAAUGGAGGAAACUUUCAGAACCCAGUGCUGGCUGCCUCAGGAGUGGGCCUGGAGGUGGCUCAGAGCUGGGAGAAGGCAAUCCGACAAGCCCUGAUGCCUGUUACCCCACAGGCUAGUGUGUGCACUGUGGGAGCACAAGGGAAAGACCACAAAGAGCUGUCCAUCAGCAUAUCUGUGUCCAACUGCCAGAUUCAGGAGAAUGUGGAUAUAAGCUCUGUAUACCAGAUCUUUGCUGAUGAGGUUUUGGGAUCAGGGCAGUUUGGAAUUGUAUAUGGCGGGAAACACAGGAAAACAGGCAGAGAUGUUGCAAUUAAGGUCAUCGACAAAAUGAGAUUUCCCACCAAGCAGGAGAGCCAGCUGCGAAAUGAAGUUGCUAUAUUACAGAACCUGCACCAUCCUGGGAUUGUGAACCUGGAGUGCAUGUUUGAAACUCCCGAGAGAGUUUUUGUGGUCAUGGAGAAGCUCCACGGAGACAUGCUGGAGAUGAUUCUCUCCAGUGAGAAGAGCAGACUUCCAGAGCGCAUCACCAAAUUUCUGGUCACGCAGAUUCUGGUGGCGUUGAGACAUUUGCAUUUUAAGAACAUAGUACACUGUGACCUGAAGCCUGAGAAUGUCCUCCUGGCCUCAGCAGAGCCUUUCCCUCAGGUGAAGCUGUGUGACUUUGGCUUUGCCCGCAUCAUCGGGGAGAAAUCCUUCAGGCGCUCGGUGGUGGGGACCCCCGCCUACCUGGCCCCCGAGGUCCUGCGGAGCAAAGGCUAUAACCGCUCUCUGGACAUGUGGUCCGUGGGCGUCAUCAUCUACGUCAGCCUCAGUGGCACUUUCCCCUUCAACGAAGACGAAGACAUCAAUGACCAGAUUCAAAACGCAGCCUUCAUGUAUCCACCCAACCCUUGGAUAGAGAUAUCUGGAGAAGGUAAAGCAACCGACCUCAUAAACAAUCUCCUUCAGGUGAAAAUGAGGAAGAGGUACAGUGUGGACAAGUCCCUCAGUCACCCUUGGCUUCAGGAUUACCAGACCUGGCUGGACCUCAGGGAGUUCGAGACGCGGAUAGGAGAGCGAUACAUUACCCACGAGAGCGACGACGCGCGCUGGGAGGAGUACGCCGACAUGCACAACCUGGCCUAUCCCAAGCACUUCAUCAUGGCUCCCAACCUGGACGACAUGGAGGAGGACCCUUAGCGGCCAGAUCUCGCCUGCAUGGAGGACUGAAGAGGCGGGAGGGGUCCUGCUCAUUGAAAGACACAGGAACUGUUCGUGACACCUGAGAUCCGCUGGGACGGUUUUGGCUGUGCUCGGGCGGAACACACCGCGGAGACGCCCCCCAACGAGGACGGGCGGCCGUGGCAGGCUCUGUGUGCAGUGCCAGGUCGCGCCAGUGGACCCGAGGUGGACGUGACACCGAGAGGCUGCGUGGACUGACGGUGUUCAGAACCGUUUCAAUCGCUCCUGGGAUCUGAUGAGACGUUUCUUUUUUCGGCUCGUUUUUUUUUUUUUAAAGAAUCUCCCCAUCCCACAAGUCCAAAGCGUAAAGUAGGAAGCGAACUCUGCUUUGCAUUGGAAAAGGACUUCCUCUGGGCUUGUGGAUUCUGCUCUUGGAAUCUAGCUUAUAAACUUCCACCACAACCUCCAGUAAAGGGCUAAAGCAUGGACCAAAUGGAAGAGGAAGGGCACUUUGGUUAUUUCACUUUCCUUAAACUAUUUUUUUUAAAGUAAAAUCUGAAAAGAGAUUACAGAUAUGUAUGUUUAAAUCUUUUCAUAACCGGCUUGAAAGAAUUUUGCUUAUUCUAAGAGUGCUAUUUUUAAAAAGUAUUUCUUUCAGAUUUUGUCGUUUGAUGGUAUUAAACUGGAACACAUAUAACAUUAUGCUAUUGUCUUGAAUAUCUUGUUUAAUGUCAUGGGGAUAGAACAUUUUUGCACUAUAGGUCAACUCGUCUUGUUAAUGAUUGAUCCUUACUUUGGCAAAUCAGAUGAACUUGUAACAGCUGCUACUUAAUUCCAUUGACAAAGAAAACCAAAGUAAAACAAAACCACGAAAGAACAAAGGGAUAUUUGAUAUGACUUGCAUCUGAGACUUUAAACCUUGUUUAUAUUUAUUACAAAUGGCCCAUCUUUAGAACACUCUGAAGCAGGUUAUAAAUUGACUAUGUACAGCAUGAUAGACAUUACUUUUCUAACUACAUAAAUAUCCAGAAGUAUUGCAUGUGUACUAAAUUAUUAUACAUCCUAUUAUCAGAGUGAGGGAAUGAUAAAUAUAUUUCCUGAUACUGCAGCAAACGUCUAUGGGAUGUGGAAGCCAUUCACGUUAAAGUCAUGCUAAGUACAUGUGUGGAUUUUAGAACUCUUGAUGGGAAAAAAGCAAUUCAGGAAAGGUAUUGCUGACUGAAAAGCUUAAAGAUGUGUAACAGAAGUAACUGAGCUGUUUUUGAAAACUUUGCAUUCCUCCAUGUCAUAUACAGUAACUGUACCAUAAUCUUGACAUUCCUGCUACUUGUGAACAGUACAUAGUUAGGCAAAACUACAACAUACAUCUCAGCUCUUUAGUUAGGCUUUUCUUUACAGAUAAUUUUGUGUCAUUAUCAAACAUCACAUUUACAAAGUAUUAAAGCAUGUCAUAAAAAAAGCAUUUAUAUCUCCUGCCCAGGGGUACAGUAUAAAAUACUGAUUUAUAAGAUAUACCUGUAGAUUUUUUUCUUGCACAAGGGUUAUAAGAACAGUGGCCUGAACAAAAACAGAUUUGAUAUUUUAUGAAAACACAUUAAAAAAGAAAAAAAAUUGAGACUUUUUGCAGUAUUUAAUGUGUUCUAGUUUAAUUUCUGUAUCCAUUACUGUCAGUUAAGUAAGGCACAGGUAUAACAAUCCAUGCCUUCAAAUACUGGAAAAUACUAUGCGGAGUGCAAUGACACAGUAAUUGCUACUCAUCCAGCAGUUUGUUUCUGUAUGUAUUUUUUUUGUAUUUUUGACAUAUGGAGCAAACAAUUACUACUCCCUUUUCUUGUCAUUUGCAGUUUCAGAUUGACAAUAUACAGUAUGACCUUUUGAUUAUUUCUGUUUCUAUCAAUUCCUCAUUAAACAUAUUCAGAUUUGUCUGAUUAGUUGGGUUUAUGGCGUAAUUUUUUCUUAAAACAUGGGCACAUGAAUUGCAGACAGCUUGAUUGGGGGAACUUUUCAUGCCAUUUAUGUUCACCUAUUGCACAGCCCACAGUGAGCAAAUUAGAGCAUGUAGCCUGAGUGUUUCAUACCUAAAAUAACACUGUUACUGCCCUAUUCUUUAUUUGUUCUGAUUUUUCAGUUUUGUAAAUACUUUCUCUCAUUAAUAUCUGACUACAGUACUUUACCAUCCUUUACUUUAAUGUUUUUAAAAUACAAUGCAGUAGUGAACACUGCUAAUCUAAUUAAGGUAGCAGCUGAAGACCUGUCUUAGGAAUUGUAAGCAAAAUCUGCACCCCAAAGCUAACAGUCUCUGUAAAUAUCUGAUAGACAUUUUCUCUGCCUUUAUCUCAAGAUUGGCACAAGCAUAUUUGAAGGAAACUGCCCAUUUUUAUACAGAAUAGUUCUAUGGAUAAUAAAUAUUGCUCAUGCCCAGCACUGGAUGUCUAACAGGCACAAAUCUUGGGCAGGACACGUUUUGCUUAUCAUCCUUAUCCAAUUAAUAGGACUUUUUCAACCAAAUGUGAACUGGACAUUGACAAUUUCACAGAUUUCUGAGUUAAAUAACCUUAUAUCUUAAAUAUUCCAGACCAUAUGGAGUUCGUCUUCUAAGCAGUGACUACAGUUGUGAAAAAGAAGGACUCAGUUUGUUGCGAAUUAUACAAAAAUUGAAGCUGUCGGCUUUUAUCUAACUUUUGACGGCCAUCUGUUAUGGUUUCCAUUGCCGUUUUCUCAGUAUUGCUAGAAUAUUUUUCCUUAAUAGCACCACUAUUAAGUUUCAUGUUCACUUUUGUCCUUUUCUUCUGUUGAAAGAGAAUACUGCAGUGUUAUAAGGGCUGAAUAACACCACUGCACUGGGCUGUGAGAUAAGCUCAGUUGAACUGUUUAAUGCUAAUGCUUUUUUUUUUUGUUUUUUGCAUACGUUCCCUUAUGUAAUGUAAAAAUUGGGCCUGACUGAACUGAAACUGUUAAAGAUGCAUGACUUAAUCCUGAGAAUCAUUUCAAUUUCUGUGUUGCCACUGGAUUGGCAGGUGUCUUUAAAGUGUUUUGUAUAUUUUAAUACUUACUGAUUAAUAAAAUGCAGCAUCUCAACAUAAGUUUACUAUUCUAUUUGUACUCUAUUUUUGGAAAUGGGAAGUUUCAUCCUGCAGUGAGGGGUCAGACAGCCGUUUGUAUUCUAAGUCGUCAAAUGUCCUUGGCCGUAAGAGAAAAUGGUUGGGAUCCAACUGCGCCUCUCUUUAAUAAAAGUACAUUUUUCCAUGGG
Messenger RNA from Lepisosteus oculatus (spotted gar), 6850 nucleotides. It is a transcript of the gene prkd3, whose product is annotated as protein kinase D3. The record is from RefSeq and is a predicted model, not a curated record. Gene Ontology annotation, biological process: protein phosphorylation. Lineage: Eukaryota; Metazoa; Chordata; Actinopteri; Semionotiformes; Lepisosteidae. Gene Ontology annotation, molecular function: protein serine/threonine kinase activity; ATP binding.